Messenger RNA from Knipowitschia caucasica, 372 nucleotides. NCBI's taxonomy places the organism in Eukaryota, Metazoa, Chordata, Actinopteri, Gobiiformes, Gobiidae. The record is from the annotation of a GenBank genome assembly.
AUGAUUUUGAGAGACCCCGAGGAAGAGCAAGGCGAGAGGACGAGGAAGAGACGAGAAGGAAGAGACGAAGAAGGCACGGAGAGAAGAGACGAGAGAGGAAGAGAAGAAGAGGACGAGAGAGAGAGACGAAGAAGAAGAACGAGAUUGAACGAGCAGGAGAGGACGAAGCUCGAGAAGAGUGAGACCGACGAGGAGGAUGAAGCGAGAGCCGAGCUCGAUCGGAGAGAAUGGAUAGGAGAUGGAGAGUCGAGGGAGAUGACGAGGAAGCGAGAACAGAAGAUGACGCGCCGAGAGCGUUCACGAAGACGAGAUCGAAGCCGAGAGAUGGGGAGUGGACGACGAUGUGAGGAAGAAGAUAAGCCGGAGAGAUAG